This is a messenger RNA of Funneliformis mosseae, 424 nucleotides long. Lineage: Eukaryota; Fungi; Glomeromycota; Glomeromycetes; Glomerales; Glomeraceae. The record is from the annotation of a GenBank genome assembly.
UUCUUAGUCUGGAAGAAUCGCUGUCGUAUAUCCCGCCACCUAUCAUUUAUUCUCCAAAAUGUACUACAUCGAAAGCCACUACGAAGGCCAAUGGUGACCCACCAACGAGAUUUGUCCAAAAUAAAGUGGUAUUCUGUGAAGAGAACGUUCGCGUUGCUAUCGACGUCAAUAUAUGCAUGGUAUUAAAUCGGCUUAUGGCACCAGGUUAUAACUUUUUGAGGCGUCGAAUUCAUACUUCUGGCAUACCAGAUUUCAAUUGCUAUCUGUUGGAAUUAUUGAUCUUGGUGUUUGAAACUAAAAGAAAGCAUGUUUUAGAAGAUAUGGUUUCUACGCCGAGAGCAUACAGAGCUUUGGAUUUCAAAGACUCUUCAGUUACAGUCAGAAUCUCCACCGAUACUAAAAGCAUAUGCUUAUCUACAGGGGG